Acanthosepion pharaonis is the source of this 621-nucleotide messenger RNA. NCBI's taxonomy places the organism in Eukaryota, Metazoa, Mollusca, Cephalopoda, Sepiida, Sepiidae. The record is from the annotation of a GenBank genome assembly.
AUGUUUUUCUUUCGAUUAUAUUUUUUCGCUAUAGGGUCCUUCCUUCCUUCCUUCCUUCCUUCCUUCCACGCCUACAUUAUUAUUUCUGACCGUAACAUCAGUUCCUUCACAGCCACACCCUAUUUUCUUUCGUCUUUUUUCUUCAUAUUUCUAAUUUCUUAUGUUAAUUUUCUCCUCCCGCUUAUUGUUUUCCAAUCUGUUUCAUUCAUUCCUUCAUUUCUUUUUUCUUCUAACAUUCAUAAUUCCUUUACUACCAUUGCUUCUCUUUUUUUUUAUUGUAUUCUCUUGAACUGUAUCCACACCAUUGUUUCCUUAUCUCUCUUAUCUGCAACCACACCAGUCACACCCUCCCCAAAUCCAUCAAAAUACUCACUUUUCGCUCAUCUAUCUAUCUAUCUAUCUAUCUAUCUAUCUAUCUAUCUAUCUAUCUAUUUGAGUGGAUCAGUCAGUCUUUCUCUUUUAUUUUUCUUUAAUCCUUUCUCUUUCUUUUCUUUAAUCCUUUCUCUAUCGUUUUCUAUUUCUUAUUAUCAUUUCCUGAUUUCUUUCUUUCUUUCUUUCUUCUUCAUUAUUAUUAUUAUUUCAUUCAUUAGCUUAUUUUCUUUUUCUUUUUUUCUAUUUUGA